AGUUAUUGCUCGAGUCGCCGGAGUUCUGGGACCAUGACUCUCGCCGCCGUCGCCACCGCCCGCGGCGACGAGCCGAGGCCAUGCCCCCUUGGACGUCGGGCACCCAGCCCCUCCGCUGGGGUGCGGAGGACGGCCCUGGAGUCCUGGCCGCCGUGCGCGCCCUGAUCCUGCCAGAGGUGUUCUGCGACGCCUGCGCCCAGGACGACGGCUGCAGGGCCGACGAGAAGAAGAGCGUCCCUGGCAUACUCGUCGAAAACACCCUGGAGGAGGAGGAGGUCGGAGCCGCGGGGCCCGCCCCCGCCGCGAGUGAAUGCGGCGGGCGUGCAGCUGCGCUCCAGCCUGGGACAGCUGGCCGCUCGUGCUCCGGCCCGAGCCGCGCGCCGCGGCCAGAGAGGGCGCAGGCGGGGCAGGGCGACGCGGCGGGAGUGACGCUCGAGCGCCGCGAGGCGCGCCCAGCGGGGCAGGGUGCGACCUACGAGGGGCAGUGGUGGGGCAGCGCGUGGCACGGCCAGGGGACGCUGAGGAGCGCCGAGGGCAGGAUAACGUACGAGGGCAGCUUCGUCGACGGCCAGGUGCAUGGCGACGGGAGCCUCAGAGCCGCCGACGGCAGCGCCUACCAGGGGCAGUGGAGGCGCGGCCAGAGGGAUGGCCACGGCAGGUAUCAGCAGCCUGGCGGAAGUACUUUCGAGGGUGAGUGGGUCGGGGACGCGAAGGAAGGGCAUGGCGUCGAAACCUUCGAAGACGGGGCCCGGUACGUGGGGCAGUUCGCAGGUGGCCUCAAGCACGGCAACGGCGAGUACACAUCUAGCACGGGCGCGUGCUACAGGGGCCAGUUCAGCUCUGACAAGAUGCACGGCGAGGGUUCCUACAGUUUCGCAGACGGCCGAAAGUACAGCGGCCAGUGGGAGGGAAGCCGACUGCACGGGCUCGGGAGGAUGGAGUGGCCGAGCGGAGUCGUCUUCAUCGGCAGCUACCAGGACAACCUGAAGCACGGCCAAGGCCGCCUUGAGUGGCCGAGCAGCCGCGAGUUCAGGGGCGAGUGGCUGAACGGGCGCGCCGUGGGCGAGGGCGUGAUCGUCGAGCCCGACGGCAGAGAGGCCGUGGUCGCCGCGAGUGCGGUCUUCGAUGGCACCGCGGCCCCCGAGCUCCGGGCCUGACGCGCCCGCGCACCCGCGAUGAGCGGAGACGAUCACGGGGCCGAGCUCGACACAGCAGGAAUCAGGACCACGAUGCAGUAGGAGCCCCGGCGCGUAUGGUCCCCGUCGCAUCCCGUCGCGCUGCCGCGCACAUCCGACUUGGCGGAUUGCAGAAGGGGAUGGGGGGUGGUGGGAUUCCGUGGACCCGUCGUUUACGAGCGUCUCCUAGGCAUCCGUUGGGCUGGGUGCUGGUUCUUGCUUCUCGUGCCAGGAGCAACAGCUUCUCCAGCCGGCAGCUGCGUGCCACCACCCUCGAGGAGGGGAUCCACUCGACCUCGCGAGCCGCAAGUGUGGCCGCACGCAGCUGCUCGGGCCACCACCGGGGGCGCGAAGGCACACGCGUUCCCUGGACGGCGACUGCUGGACCGAAGACCUCGGGGCGCGGGACCGCGCGACGGGCCCGUCCUCGGCGAGCCGUUGGUGCCUGCUGCUGGUCGGCUCUCCCCCGCGCGUGGCCGAGAAAUAUCCACCGCUGCAGUCAGGAGGCCCCCGUCGCAGACUUGGAGGCGCUGAGCCUCGAUGGCGGGCAGAUGGCCAGGUGCGGUCGGGUCUGAUCAGCAGGCCGGCG
Messenger RNA from Prorocentrum cordatum, 1764 nucleotides. The record is from the annotation of a GenBank genome assembly. NCBI's taxonomy places the organism in Eukaryota, Dinophyceae, Prorocentrales, Prorocentraceae.